Molecule: messenger RNA, 8317 nt
Organism: Choloepus didactylus (southern two-toed sloth)
Lineage: Eukaryota; Metazoa; Chordata; Mammalia; Pilosa; Megalonychidae
Gene: NWD1
Product: NACHT and WD repeat domain containing 1
Exons: 21
Coding region: 460-5280 (1606 amino acids)
Molecular function (GO): protein binding
Source: RefSeq, a predicted model, not a curated record
GGGAGGCUGGGACCCCAAGGGGAAAGAGGAGGUUGCCACUGCAAGGGGCCUCCGCACUUUUCAGAGAACCCAUCUCACUCAUUUGUCCGUGGUGACAGGAGUCAAGAAAGAUGGAGAGCUGUGAAUGAACCCUUCAUUUAACAGUGAUUUAUGGAAAAUCUACUACGUGCCAGACGCAGAGAUCUUGGCAGACGAGGUCCUCGCACUCAUGGAACCCACGUUCUCACAAGACAGACACCCGGCAAACAGAUAAAGGAGAAACACCUCAGCCGGUGCCCAUUUCACAGGUGACGUGGCUGCUGCCCCGAGAGGGAGGUCGUGUGUGUCAGUCACCCAGAAACCCAACGGCAGGUUCAGGAUGCAACCCACGGCUACCGAGAUGCCAGCAGCACCUUCCCCCCCAGCCAUGACAACCAGAAACGUCUCCAGACAUCGCCGAGUGUCCCUCGGGGGACAGAGAUGCCCUCAAAUAUGGACACGGAGAGAGAAGCUCUGCAGAGCACUGCGUACCCCGAGGUCCAGGUCUUCUGCCAGAAGCAUGGCCUGAUGUUUGAGGUUGUUGACCUCAGGUGGGGUGUACGGAGCUCCGAGGCCACAGACCACCUCACCACAGAAAUCUGCUUGGAGGAGAUCGACCGGUGCCGGAAAACAUCCAUCGGGCCGUCUUUCAUGGCCCUCCUGGGCAACCAGUAUGGACCCUGCCCGGUCCCCCAGCUGAUCGGGGAGAAGGAGUGGGAGGCGCUGAGGGCCCAGCUGACAGCCAGGCCACGCGACCUGGAGCUGGUGGCCAGAAGCUUCCGGAAGGACGAGAAUGCUGUGCCCCCUGCCUAUGUGCUGCAGGGCCUGGGCAUUGGGGAGCCCCGGGGGCCCGAGGAGGCCAGCCUGACCUCUGCCCUGCGCGCCGGGGCCUGGAAAGCCCACAGGCUGGGGCUCAUCACCCCGGAGCAGUGGGGCCGCUACCACCGGUCAGUGGCUGUCACCUACCGUGAUGUCUCCAAGGUUCAUCCACGUGGCCACGUGUACGGGAACCGCGGACCUUUUUCACGGCUGUGUAAUAUCCCAUCACACCCCUCCCCCGCUUUUGCAGCCAUCGAGUGGGAGAUAGAGCAGGGCCUGCUGAGCGCGGCCGACGGGGACCAGGGAGCCACCGUCUUCCUACGGGAAAUCCAAGACCUGAACAAACACAUCCUGGAGGACUGCGCCCUAAAGAUGGUGGACCGGCUCGCCGACGGCUGCCUGGACACUGACGCCCAGAACUUCCUCGGCUGCCUCAAGGGACGCAUCGCCGACGCGCAGCCGGGGGCACUCAAGGUCCACCACCUGCCCUGGAGCCGCGACCUGGUGAACCCCCAAAACAAGUCUCACUCCAGGUACCUCAAGGAGCUGGGGGAGCAGCUGGUGACCAGAGCCAACCACCAGAUCCUGGAGCGUCUCCACGAGCUGGAGGCGGGCAGACAGGACCUGGCGUGGCUCUUCCACGACAUCCGCCACCACCUGGAGCAGACUGCGGAGGCUGUCCGCACCUUCUGCGGGCGCCAGGAGCUCCUGGCCCAGCUCGGGCAGCGGCUGAGGCAGGACGAGGCCGGCACCCACGCCCCCCUGGUGCUCUUCGGACCCCCAGGCGUGGGGAAGUCUGCUCUGAUGUGCAAGCUGGCCGAGCAGAUGCCCCGACUGCUGGGCUGCAAGACGGUGAUGGUUGUGCGGCUGCUGGGGACGUCUGAGAUGAGCUCCGAUGCCCGCAGCCUGCUCAAGAGCGUCUGCUUUCAGGUGUGCCUAGCCUACGGGCUGCCGCUGCCCCCCACGCAGGUCCUGCAAGCCCACAACAGAGUGGUCCAGUUUUUCCACCAGCUCCUACACACCGUGUCCCACCGAAACUUCGAGUCCCUCAUCAUCCUGCUGGACGCACUGGAUGACCUGGACUCCAUCCGCCGUGCCCGGAGGCUCCCGUGGCUGGCUCCCCGCUGCCCCUCGAGGGUCCACCUCAUCGUCUCGGCUUGCUCGGGGCCACGUGGGGCUCUGGACACCUUGCGUCAGAUGCUCAAGGACCCAGACGCUUUCUGGGAGGUGGGGCCCCUCUCCGGGAAUGAGGGGCAGGAGAUGAUCCAGCUUCUCCUGGCGGGCGCACGGAGGACACUGAGCCCGGUGCAGCGGGACCUGCUGUGGGCCAGCCUUCCGGAGUGUGGACACCCAGGGCACCUGAGGCUGGCCUUUGAGGAGGCCCGCAAAUGGGCCUCCUUCACCGUGCCCGCCCCCCUGGCCUCCACCUCUCAGGAAGCGACACACCAGCUCUGCGCCCGCCUGGAGCAGACGCACGGGCAGCUCUUGGUGGCCCACGUGCUGGGCUAUAUCGUGUCUUCCAGGUAUGGCCUCUCCGAGGCAGAGCUGAAAGACGUGCUGUCCUUGGAUGACGAGGUCCUGCAGGCCGUGUACCGGGACUGGACACCGCCAAGCAAGGAGCUGCUGCGGUUCCCGCCCCUGCUGUGGGUGAGGCUCCGGCGGGACCUGGGCUUCUGCUUGGCCAGGCGGCCCAUGGACGGCGCCACACUCCUGGCCCUCGCCCCCAGACAGCUGGCUGAGGUGGUCCGCGAGCGCUACCUGCCCGGGCCUGAGAGCGCCAAGCGGCACAGCCUCCUGGCCGACUUCUUCCUGGGGACGUGGGGCCAGGGCACCAAGAAGCUCAUCACCCUGCCCCUCCUGGGGAAACCCCUGAAUCUCGACCGCAAGGUGGCCCCUCAGCCCCUCUGGUUCUCAGACUCGGUCGCCAACCUGCGGAAGCUAAAGGAGAUGCCGUUCCACCUGCUCCAGGCCGGCCGCUUCGAGGAGCUGAAGCAGGAGGUGCUGGGCAACAUGAGCUGGAUUUCCUGCCGGGGCAUCUCUGGAGGUAUCGAGAGCCUUCUGGACGACUUCGAGCUGUGUGCCCCCCACGUGGACUCCCCCGAGCUCGGCCUGGUCCGCGAAGCCCUCCAGCUCUGCCGCCCCGCCAUGGAGCUCCGAGGACUGGAGCGCAUCACCCUCUACACAGAGCUCCUGGCCAGGCUGCUUUUCUUUGCCACCUCGCACCCGGCCUUGGUGGGGCAGCUGUGCCAACAGGCCCAGUGCUGGUUCCGGGUGUACCCACACCCUGUGCUGGUGCCCCUUGCAGGAUUCCUCCAGCCCCCCGGCGGACCCCUGCGGGCGACUCUCACCGGCUGUCACAGAGGCAUCACCGCCAUGGCAUGGAGCCUGGAAGAGGAGCUGCUGGUAGUGGGCACCCAGGAGGGCAUCGUGGCGGUGUGGGACAUGAAAGAGCACCAGGUGAUCCACCUCCUCACCGGACACACAGGAGAGGUGAGGUGCGUGAAAGUGUUCGCCGAAGGCACGCUGGCCGUCUCCUCCUCGAAGGACCACACCCUGCGGCUGUGGAACUUGCUCUCCGGCCAGGAGAAAGUCACCAUUUGGGAUGGAGGCUCCAAAGAUCCCCCCGAGCCCCAGUUCUGGAACCUCCACGUGGAUGAAAUGAGCAAGGUCGUGUAUUCGGCAUCUGGCACAAAGGUCAGCGCUUGGAAUCUGGACACGGCGGAGCUCAUUUUCCGCAUCCUGGGGGACGCCUCCCGCCCCUGGGUGGGCAUGGCUGUGCUUGCCCCCCCAGCCGGGCUGCUGCUGGUGUCCACGGAUGGGGUGGUCAGUCUGUGGAGCUCAGCCACGGGGGAGCUGCAGGGGAAGCACUGUUUGUCCAGCAUCAAAGAUGAAACCCCCACCUGCGGGGUCGCUGUCCAGAAACAAGGAAAGAUAGUGACCGGGUUCAGCAAUGGCUCCGUCUCUUUGGUUUCCUCUGACAGAGAUGCCCUGCUGGAGAAGCUUCCGGAAGCUGUGGGGAUCCUGGUGGUCUCUGAAGACGAGUCCCUUCUGGCUGCAGGCUUCGGAAGAUCCGUGCGGAUAUUCUUGGCUGACGCUCAGGGUUUCCACCGGUUCAUGGCCUCGGACCUGGAGCACGAGGACACGGUGGAGACGGCCGUGUUUGGUCCUGACAACAACCUGAUCGUCACAGGCUCCCGUGACACGCUCGUCCAGGUGUGGAGCCUGUCGGAGCAGGGGACCCUGCUGCACGUCCUGGAAGGGGUCGGGGUGCCCGGGAGCCUGCUGGCCCGGGGCGGGGCCUUGGUGGCGUCCGCUUCCCGGCAGUCGUCAUCCUUCAGAGUCUGGGAUCUCACAUCAGCUCGGGAGCCACAGACCCCCACCCCCUUUCCGGACCGCUCGGGCCUCACCGCGGUGUCGCACAACGGAAGCUACGUCUACUUCCCCAAAGUCGGGGACAAGAGCAAAGUCACCGUUUGGGACCUGGCGGAAGGCCAGGAGCAGGACACGCUGGACGCCUGCAGCGAGGUCAGGUGCCUGGAAGUGGCCGAGCAGGCCAAGCUGCUCUUCACUGGCCUCGCGUCGGGCAUCGUCCUCGUGUUUCCCCUGAACUCCCGGCAGGACGUACUCUGCAUCCCCCCGCCCGAGGCCCGCCGGGCCGUCAACUGCAUGUCCCUGAGCAAGGACGAAGGGCGCCUGGCCGUCGCCUACGACAACGCCAUCCUGGUGCUGGACGUCGGGCCCGGGGACUCGGGCCCCACCAUCGACGGGCCGACGUACACCUUCUAUACGCAGCUGCCCGAGACCGUCUGCAGCGUGGCCGUGCUGGCCGACUACCGCGUGGUCUACGGCAUGACCAACGGCGACCUCUUCCUCUACGAGUGUGCCAAGUCCAAGGUGUUCCCUCUGGAGGCCCACGGGAGCCGUGUCACCUGUGUGGAGGUGAGCCACCAGGAGCAGCUGGCGGUGAGCGUGUCCGAGGAAGCCCUGGUAUGCCUCUGGGACCUGCAGGUGUGCAAGUGGAAGUUCGAGUUGAGCUACACGAGUUCUUACUGCAGAGGUGUUCAGUGCACCUGCUUCUCCAAAGACGACAAAUACGUGUACGCGGGCUUGAAGGAUUGCUCCAUCAUCGUCUGGAGUGUGUUGGACGGCACCCUGCUGGCUGUCCAGUUUGUCCACACCGUGGUGAAUAGAAUCAUCCCAACCUCAAAUGGCUUCAUCGCACCCACCAGACAUGGCUAUCUCAUCCGUGAGCGCUUCCAGUGCCCUUCCUCAAGAACCUCACAGCAGGACCCACUCAAAAACUUCAAGAAGGCAGUGUGGAUGGUCAAAUGCAGGCAGAGAGAAGAGCUGGCCGCAGCGGCACCCCAAGACUCGAGGUCAGAGAGUGCCCUUGGGAAUGAAUCCAAACCAAACAAGCGCUCACAAGUCUGUCUGAUAGUGUAGAAGUCUCCCCCCACCACCACCACCAUGGGGUAGGGGCUUUUAUGGGUUGGUUCAUCCAAUCUGGCCGAAGCAACGAGAAUAUAUUUGCUGAUGUAAAUCUGGAGCCAGGGUCUUGGAUUAUGUCACCCAGACCCCAUCACUCUCCAUCUUUCUGUUUUUCUUUCUUCCUUGUUGGCUCCAUUCUCAGACCUGCCACUUGCUGGGAUUGUAACAUGGUGGCCAACAUGAUGCUGGCUCCAAGUUCAGUGGAAAAGAAAGUCUUUCAGGUGCCAAGUGGCAUCACACCCACCCAGAACCAACCAUGGCCUCGGGGAGAUUGCAGCACUUAGACUGGCCAGCUGAACCCAAGGCCCACCACUGAGGUGAGGUUGGAGCCAACACUUCCCCAACUUUGUAGAUUGGGAAGAAGGGGACUGUGUCCCAGAUGAAGGGGGAUGGAUGUGAGGCAAACCAAGCCACAGAUGUGGACCACUGAGCUUUACAUAUGGUAAAGCACCAGGUGCUGUUGCUUGAGCCUCAUCACAGCCUGUAUGUUGGGGGGCAGGCAGGAGACUCUGCCCCCUUCUUAAAGAUGAAGAAACCAAGCCUUGAAGAAUAGCUGUGACUUGCUCAAGACCACAAGCUCAGUGUAAAAGAACUCUGAGAAAAGAAAUUCAGGAGCCUUCUGCCCCAAAACUUGUCAGAGCCCCUUGCUCCAGUUUUAGUUUCAGAAGCACUAUCGAUUCCAUGGGUGGCAGAAUCAAACGGCUGCAGUGGCCAGCAAAUAGGCUGGUGAUCGCCAUGGACGUGGUAUGAGCAGCUGGGAAGGGUGAAGCCUGUGGGAACGUGAAGGUACAAACCCCCUCUUGGGUGAGCUGGGCAGUCUGCCUCCAGCCCAGGAUGAUGGUGAGGAAAACAGCCAGAUCUCUCCGUUGUCUUAAGUGAAGCCACAACUCUAGAUUUUUUUUUAUAUAUGAAAUGUUCCCAUCUUAAAAAGUUGGCAAUUGGCUCAGAUUUAUAUCUCCAAACACAUUGGACAUCUGUGUCUCUACUUCAUGAAACAUCCUCAUGACCCAAGCUGGAAUUAAAACAACCGAAAUGUCCUUCCACUCCUGCUCCCCAGCUCCCAAACCUUUACGAUAAUGAUGCUUUUCUUUUCUGGGGGGAGGCUCUUGGAAGCAGAUGGAAAAAGCCUCUGCCAUCCCUGUGCCUUGCUUUUGGAGCAUCUGCCUUGUGCAUAUUCAACUGUGGAACAUUUUCCAUUCCAUUUAGAUGUUUCUUCUUUGCCCACAGCCUUUCUUGCUUUCCACUUGCUUCUGGGGGCUUUUUCUCUAACAAUAAUAGACAGUCCAACCUUCAAGAUGCCAUUCUCUUUCCCCCAUUAUCCCCUUUGGAUUCCAGAUCGAGUCUCAGAAAAAGCAACCUUAGAACAGAGCUUUUUGAGCCAGGAGGUACCCUACUGAUUGUCUUGUUCAGCCAUUUCCCAAACAUUAGUUCUGCCAAAUGUUAGCUUCUAAUUCCAUUUUUAAAAACACAUAUUUUUAAAUUCUAGCUUAGUGCAGGCUCAGGUGCAUUGAGCGGCAGGUUUUCAAGUGCAGGAGAUGACAAACUUGUUUUUCUGUGAUUCUUCUGCCAUCUCUAUUUAACUAAAGAACCCACUUAGAUCAAAGGGGAACCUUUGAAAGAAUUGCCACAGAGGAUGCUGUGAGCGAGUGGGAUUCCAUUGACAACUUCUGGUCUAAAACUUGUGAGUUCAUCACAACAACCUCAGUGCGAAUCCAUUUUGCUUUGUAGGUAAACACUCAUCUGAAUGCAGGAAAUAAAUUUUUACUAAUAAAAGGCUGCUCCAGAUGUGUUGCUCCUACUGAGGUUUUUGCAGUGAGUUUUCAUUUGAAAAGGGCUUCGGCUCCUGCGAACGUUUGAAAAUCAUGGGGUGUCUCACAGGAAAUCUCCCAGCUGUGGCCAAGCAUCUCCCUCCCCACUUUGCUCUCUUAUGGCUAAAGGUGGUGACCCACUUUCUGGGGGCACGUGCCCCAGUGACUCCAGGGCCACCGAGAGAAGUAAACCAGACUCUCCAAAGUCAGCCAAAAAUACAGCUCCCCACCCACCCAGUUGCAACAGCAAUUAAUUUAUGUUAAAUUCUAGAGACUUCUGAUUUAUUUUGUCUCAAUUUCAUCCUGAAUGAAAAUGUCCAAACCUACGGCAAAGUUGACAUAUUGGGACAGUGAACGCUCUCUGACCCGCCACCGAGAUUAGACUGUUGCCCUUUUGCUGUCGAUUUUUUGCAAAACCAUUUCAGAGUGAGGGCUGGGGAUAGAAGGAAACAAGGAAGGAGGUGCCCAGCUCAGGCACAAAAUUCCCCAAUUCCCCCCAAACUCAGUGAUCAAGAUAAAUAACAUUGUAUUUUAAAAAAUCAAGAUGAAUGCAAAAAAAAAAAAGUUCACGAUGAACAAAAUAUCAUUUUAAGUCCAGUCCCUAUUUGCAUAACCUUGCCGUGCUUGCCUCACCCUAACUCCAGCCCUGGUGAGGUCACCCCUAAAUAAUUGAGGACACAUUUUUAGGACUGUCAUUGUCUUAUAAAACCACACAUGCUUAUGAAAACUAAUGCUCUGAAACAUCUUUUAGCUGUUUUAUUUCUAAUCAGGAUUCAAUCAAGAUUUGUUCACACAUUGCAUUAAGUUGUUUUGUCUCUUUAGUCUCACAUUCUCAAGCACAGGUCAGGGGUCAGAGGUCGGCAAACUACAGCCCGCAGACUGGCUGUCUGUUUUUGUAAAUAAAGUUUUAUUAGCACACAGCCACACCCAUUCAUUCCGUACAACCACGUCAGCGUGGAGUAGCGGUGGCAGAAAACGUACGUCCUCAAAGCUGAAAAUGUUUUCUUUCUGGCUUCUUACAGAAAUACAGGCCCCUGACCAUAAUCUUAAAGAUUGAGUAGAUUUCAGGUAAAUAUUUUUUUAACUCUUUAUUUUGAAAUAAUUUCAAACUUACAGGACAGUUGCAGAAAUAAUACAAACCCCAUACAGAGAACGCCAGCACACCUGCCAUCCAGAUACCCAGA